Molecule: messenger RNA, 174 nt
Organism: Perkinsus marinus ATCC 50983
Lineage: Eukaryota; Perkinsozoa; Perkinsida; Perkinsidae
Exons: 1
Source: RefSeq, a predicted model, not a curated record
UGUUGAAGAGACAGCUACCACUGUAUGAGGUGAGAGAUGGUAUCGUGUUGCGAACGGUACGGACCUCUACCGAAGGCGACAUUAUCCAACAAGCAUUGCUGGACCCAUCAAGUGGUGGCAUACUGAUUUACAAAAUUAUCGACAAUGUGAAUCUUCGCAGUGGUCAUCUGGGCC